Lachancea fermentati is the source of this 822-nucleotide messenger RNA. The record is from the annotation of a GenBank genome assembly. Lineage: Eukaryota; Fungi; Ascomycota; Saccharomycetes; Saccharomycetales; Saccharomycetaceae.
AUGUCCUGGGACGACGAAGAGUUUGAGGUUCCAAUUACAUCCAAGGAUGCGCCAGUUAUGGCAUCUUGGGACGAUGAGUUCGCUGCAGCUGGGGAUGACGACGAAGCUUUGUUGGAUUCCUGGGACGCUGAAGAGACCAAGAAGCCAGCGCCAGCUAAAAAGCAGACGGCCAGCAAGCCUGACAAAAAGAAGGAUGCCAAAGGCAAGGGAUCUCAGGAAAAAGUGCUCUUGGAGAUAGACACGCUUGACGAAAAAACCAGGAAAGAGCUUUUGAAGAAGGCAGAGUUGGACGCCGAUUUGAAUAACGCUGCAGAUCUAUUCGGCGGUCUAGGUGUUGCCGAAGAGCAUCCUAGGGCUCGCGCCUUGAAGAAGCAACAAGAGGAAGAGAGCUUGCUGCGUCCAGCUGCAUUCACUAAGGACACUCCAAUUGAGUCCCAUCCUUUAUUCCAAGCAGAAACCAAAUCAGAUUUUCAAGAUUUGAGAAAAGCACUUUCGACUGCCAUCACGUCGAUGCAUUCCAAGUCUUCUUUGAACUAUUCUUCUGCAUUGGCUAUCGAUUUGAUCCGUGACGUUGCUAAGCCAAUGUCGAUCGAGUCCAUCAGACAGACGAUUGCUACUCUAAAUGUUUUGAUGAAGGAUAAAGAGAGACAAGAGAGACAGGCUCGUUUGGCCAAGGUUAGAGGUGGUACUGCCACUGGUGGUGCCGGUAAGAAGAAGGCCAAGGCUGCUAAGGCUAACUUGGGAGGUGCCUUCAAAAAGGAUCAAGACUUUGAUCUCGACGGCAGCAACUUUGACGACUUUGGCGAUGACGACUUCAUGUAA